Messenger RNA from Penaeus monodon (black tiger shrimp), 2674 nucleotides. RefSeq names its product UDP-glycosyltransferase UGT5-like. The record is from RefSeq and is a predicted model, not a curated record. NCBI's taxonomy places the organism in Eukaryota, Metazoa, Arthropoda, Malacostraca, Decapoda, Penaeidae. Gene Ontology annotation, molecular function: UDP-glycosyltransferase activity.
GGUCCCCGCGCUGCCCACACCUGCAGGAGCCGAAGGAGGGAGAUUUUAUCGUUUUGUGACUCCGUAGAAACAGCGGCCGGAAGUGUGUCUCGUCGUCUGUCAAAUGAAGAUGUUCCUCGCCCUCUUGCUCCUGGCGGCUGCGGCGACCCACGGCGCACGCGCACUGGAGGGGCCGCCCUUGCAGAGGCCCUACCGAAUCCUUAUGCUUCUCCCCGUGUCCUCGUGGAGCCACAGACACGUGUUCGUACCCGUAGCCGAGGCCCUGGCGAAUCGUGGGCAUCAGGUGGUAAUGCUGACCAAAUUCCCCCCCUCGCUCGACCACCCCAACAUCACGGAGCUCACCUACUGGCGCUCCAUCUACGAGGAACGUCUCAACUUCUUCGAGAUCAGGAAACACCCUUUGAUCUUCCUCGCUCGUUUUCGCUCCGAGUUGUCGUCGAUGGCGCGGGAUCUCUACAACGACACGACGGUCAUGGAACUCUACCACAACAGGAGGGAUUUCGAUGUGGUGUUCGUCGAUGCGCUGUUCAAUGAGGCACUAUACGCCUUCACCCACGAACUGCCCCUAAUCACCAUCUCGACCGUUGGGGACAAUUACCAGCACAGCGCCGUUAUGGGGAACUUCUACCACCCUGCUUACGUCCCUACGUUGCUGUGGGACUUCGCCCGUCCUUGGCACCUUCAUGACAAGGUCUUCAAUGUGCUGUUUCAUGUAAUCAACGCCGGGUUUUGGAGAUUCAUUGUGGUGCCUGCGAUUGAGUACGAGGUCAAGAGACAUUUCCCAGACCUUCCUCCGCUACUCGAACUGGAGAAGAACCAGAGCCUCGCCUUCGUCAACUCCCACUUCAGCGUUGACCUGACCUUGCCUCUGCUGCCCUCCCAAGUCCAGAUCGGUGCCAUUCACUGCCAGCCUGCCAAGCCUCUUCCUCAAGACUUGGCAGGGUGGGUCCGCGGCGCCGGCGAGGCAGGGGUGGUGUACGUCAGCCUCGGCUCCAUGGCAAGGGGCGACUCCAUGCCUACCCACCACCGCGACCUCUUCGUCAGGGCCUUCGCCAGGAUGAAGCAGAGGGUCAUCUGGAAGUACGAGGGCGUGGUUCCUGGCGUGUCUGACAACGUGAUGGUGAGGAGGUGGCUUCCCCAGCAGGAUAUUCUCGCUCACCCAAACGUCAAGGUGUUCCUGUCUCACGGCGGCCUCCUGAGUCUGCAGGAGACGAUCUUCCACGCCACGCCCGUCCUGGCCCUCCCGAUCUUCGGAGACCAGCCCAAGGUCGCCGCCCUCAUCCAGAACGAAGGCUAUGGGCGCCGCCUGGAGUGGGAGGAGCUGACAGUCGACCUCCUGGUGGAGACCCUACAGGAGAUCAUCAGCAACCCGAGGUACCUCGAGCGAGUGGCCACAGCCUCCAGGACGCUCCGAGACCAGCCCGAGUCAGCCCAGGACCGCGCCGUCUACUGGACCGAGUACGUCAUUCGGCACGGCGGCGCCCCCCACCUCCGCUCUCCCGUCACGGAGCUCUCCUGGGCCGAGUUCCUGCUCCUCGACGUCCUCCUGGUGCUCGGGCUGGUGGCGAAGGGGGCCCACGUGCUCUACAGGGCCCUCUCGCGGCGGACGUGGCCUCUGCAGGGGAUCAAGUGGAAGCUGGACUGACGGCGACGCGGCUCGUGGGGUGAAUGUACUCUCACUACCUCCUAAUAUGCAUACACCAAAUGUUUAUAUUAAGUCGAUUUUAAGGAUAUUCCAUGCUGCAAAACCAAAUAAAAAAUAGCAAAUCUACUUCCUAGCAUGGAAACAAAGAAUACAACGUUUAUAAAAACCAUAGUUUAUAAAAAUCAAACUGGUAUUACCAUAUUAGCAUUUACACCAUAAAGACGUCAGCAAUCGCUUGUAAAACCAUUUAUAAAUGCGUUAAUCUUUAAUAAGUUUACUGAAAUACUACUUUGGAAAUAAAAGUACAAUCUCAGAUACAUACUGCCACUGUUCUUCUAGUUUUGGCAGUCGAAUCGAGAGCUUUAUAAUUUCAAGAGAUCUCUGCUAGUCUAACUGACGAAAAAAAAUAUAGUUCCUCAGAGAAAGUGGUUCCUAACCUUUUCAUUCGCAAAGGACAUAAAAGUUACCAUAAAGCUUAUUUCAAAGUUGAUCACAUAGUACAAACAAAAUCUAUAUCUCAGCCUAAGAUUGGCCUUGUAAGAACCCAGGUAGACAUAAAGGAUUUGGAAAUAGGUUAAAUCCUUUAUUUAGAAUGAUCAAACUGAAUUAUAAGAACAUCGCUAGACAUACAGGAGUUGGAAAUAGGUUUUGAUUCCUUAUCUUAUAAUGAUCAAGUUACCUUAUAAGAUACCCAGGCGAAAAUAGCGAUGGAAAUAGGAUUUAAUUAUUUUAUUCAUGUUUAUCAAUUUUUUUUUUAUAGAUCCGAGUAAAAAAAAAUCGACUGGGGAUAGGAACCACUGCUUUAAGAUAUAUAAAUCAUACGAGCUUAAAGCAAAUAUAACUCCUUUAAAAAAUAAACGACAACGAACAUUUAAUUCACGGAUGUUUAUUAAAUCAUAAACAUAGUUGUGUUUUAUCUUUUUAUCUUAACUAUCAAGAGAAAUAAACGAAAGGGGAGUGGUAGAUGAUAACGAGCCUAAUAGCAAAAGAGGAGAAAGAAGUAAAAUUGUUUCCUGAUUUAUGAUAUUG